AGGAAUUUCCUUAAUAUUUUCCAACCCCUGGUUGGAAAUGUCUCUUAAACAAGCAGGGAGAAGAAGUUGGCUGCACCAUACCAGAUGAGAGGCUAUGGGAAUUUGGAAUAUGAGAUUUGAUUUGAAAGAGUUCAUCUUUCACCAGCCUGUGUGUGAUUCUCAACAGUAUAUAAACUAUAUGCUUACUAGAAAACCUGAUGUAACUCAGUGAGUUUGUUUGAAACUGACUGCAAGUAAUCGGUCUGUGUUAUAGGUCUAAGCUUUUUAUCCAAUUAAAAACAAAACACAACGUUUUAAUUGAAAAGUAGGCAUUUGUUUGAAGCCGAUAAAGAAAGAAAUUCACCAGCACCACGAUGCCUAUUCCACCCAUGCUCUACCAAGGUUUACCAGCACCACGAUGCCUACUCCACCCAUGCUCUACCAAGGUUUACCAGCACCACGAUGCCUACUCCACCCAUGCUCUACCAAGGUUUACCAGCACCACGAUGCCUACUCCACCCAUGCUCUACCAAGGUUUACCAGCACCACAAUGCCUACUCCACCCAUGCUCUACCAAGGUUUACCAGCACCACGAUGCCUACUCCACCCAUGCUCUACCAAGGUUUACCAGCACCAAAAUGCCUACUCCACCCAUGGUCUACCAAGGUUUACCAGCACCACAAUGCCUAUUCCACCCAUGCUCUACCAAGGUUUUCCAGCACCACGAUGUCUACUCCACCCAUGGUCUACCAAGGUUUUACAGCACCACAAUGCCUACUCCACCCAUGCUCUACCAAGGUUUUACAGCACCACGAUGCCUACUCCACCCAUGCUCUACCAAGGUUUACCAGCACCACGAUGCCUACUCCACCCAUGCUCUACCAAGGUUUACUAGCACCAAGAUGCCUACUCCACCCAUGCUCUACCAAGGUUUUACAGCACCACAAUGCCUACUCCACCCAUGCUCUACCAAGGUUUACUAGCACCAAGAUGCCUACUCCACCCAUGCUCUACCAAGGUUUACCAGCACCACGAUGCCUACUCCACCCAUGCUCUACCAAGGUUUACUAGCACCAAGAUGCCUACUCCACCCAUGCUCUACCAAGGUUUUACAGCACCACAAUGCCUACUCCACCCAUGCUCUACCAAGGUUUACUAGCACCAAGAUGCCUACUCCACCCAUGCUCUACCAAGGUUUUACAGCACCACAAUGCCUACUCCACCCAUGCUCUACCAAGGUUUUCCAGCACCACAAUGCCUACUCCACCCAUGCUCUACCAAGGUUUACCAGCACCAAAAUGCCUAUUCCACCCAUGCUCUACCAAGGUUUACCAGCACCACAAUGCCUGUUCCACCCAUGCUCUACCAAGGUUUUCCAGCACCACGAUGUCUACUCCACCCAUGGUCUACCAAGGUUUUACAGCACCACAAUGCCUACUCCACCCAUGCUCUACCAAGGUUUUACAGCACCACGAUGCCUACUCCACCCAUGCUCUACCAAGGUUUACCAGCACCACGAUGCCUACUCCACCCAUGCUCUACCAAGGUUUACUAGCACCAAGAUGCCUACUCCACCCAUGCUCUACCAAGGUUUUACAGCACCACAAUGCCUACUCCACCCAUGCUCUACCAAGGUUUACCAGCACCACGAUGCCUACUCCACCCAUGCUCUACCAAGGUUUACUAGCACCAAGAUGCCUACUCCACCCAUGCUCUACCAAGGUUUUACAGCACCACAAUGCCUACUCCACCCAUGCUCUACCAAGGUUUACCAGCACCACGAUGCCUACUCCACCCAUGCUCUACCAAGGUUUACUAGCACCAAGAUGCCUACUCCACCCAUGCUCUACCAAGGUUUUACAGCACCACAAUGCCUACUCCACCCAUGCUCUACCAAGGUUUACCAGCACCACGAUGCCUACUCCACCCAUGCUCUACCAAGGUUUACUAGCACCAAGAUGCCUACUCCACCCAUGCUCUACCAAGGUUUUACAGCACCACAAUGCCUACUCCACCCAUGCUCUACCAAGGUUUACUAGCACCAAGAUGCCUACUCCACCCAUGCUCUACCAAGGUUUUACAGCACCACAAUGCCUACUCCACCCAUGCUCUACCAAGGUUUUACAGCACCACAAUGCCUACUCCACCCAUGCUCUACCAAGGUUUUACAGCACCACAAUGCCUACUCCACCCAUGCUCUACCAAGGUUUUCCAGCACCACGAUGCCUACUCCACCCAUGCUCUACCAAGGUUUUACAGCACCACAAUGCCUACUCCACCCAUGCUCUACCAAGGUUUUACAGCACCACAAUGCCUACUCCACCCAUGCUCUACCAAGGUUUUCCAGCACCACAAUGCCUACUCCACCCAUGCUCUACCAAGGUUUUACAGCACCACAAUGCCUACUCCACCCAUGCUCUACCAAGGUUUUACAGCACCACAAUGCCUACUCCACCCAUGCUCUACCAAGGUUUACCAGCACCACGAUGCCUACUCCACCCAUGCUCUACCAAGGUUUACUAGCACCAAGAUGCCUACUCCACCCAUGCUCUACCAAGGUUUUACAGCACCACAAUGCCUACUCCACCCAUGCUCUACCAAGGUUUUCCAGCACCACAAUGCCUACUCCACCCAUGCUCUACCAAGGUUUUACAGCACCACAAUGCCUACUCCACCCAUGCUCUACCAAGGUUUUACAGCACCACGAUGCCUACUCCACCCA
Oncorhynchus keta (chum salmon) is the source of this 2701-nucleotide messenger RNA. RefSeq lists its product as uncharacterized. The record is from RefSeq and is a predicted model, not a curated record. The transcript is spliced from 3 exons. Bases 1102 to 2502 code for a protein of 466 amino acids. Lineage: Eukaryota; Metazoa; Chordata; Actinopteri; Salmoniformes; Salmonidae.